Messenger RNA from Toxorhynchites rutilus septentrionalis, 2570 nucleotides. RefSeq names its product leucine-rich repeat-containing G-protein coupled receptor 6-like. Gene Ontology annotation, cellular component: extracellular matrix. Lineage: Eukaryota; Metazoa; Arthropoda; Insecta; Diptera; Culicidae. Bases 57 to 2204 code for a protein of 715 amino acids. The transcript has 2 exons. The record is from RefSeq and is a predicted model, not a curated record. Gene Ontology annotation, molecular function: protein binding.
UACCUAACGUUUAAACUUAGUUAUCAGCCAUUCCCAGCGGUGGUAUAAGUCGUAAAAUGGAUUUAGCAACAGCGCACUGGCUGAUUUUGAUAGUUGCCCUUCGUGGGAUUCGAAAUGCCUAUUCUACCCCGGAUGAAUCACAAGUCAACGUCUCAGGCAAAUGCAUACCCACAUCCACAAAUCCGGUUGAGAUAAGGGAUUGCAACAUCACCACCAUCGAUGCAGACUGUUUGGCUCCGUUCGGCUGGAUCACAACGCUCGACAUGAGCUUCAAUAGGCAGUUUGAUUUCCCUCCGGAUGGGCGUCCUUUUUUGCAUCACGCGCGGCUAAUGUUUUACCAUUGCGAGUCUUGCGGUAUCACCACGAUACACGAGCGAACCUUUGCGAAACUUCGUCAGCUGAUGGUGCUGAAUUUGCGCUCGAACGAAAUAACGACGGUUCAUACGGACGCCUUCAGUUACUGCAACUUGGGUUACCUGAAUCUGGCGAACAACCAAAUUGAGCAGUUCAACAAGUGGCACAAGCUGGAGAAAGUACACCAUUUGAUGACGCUCGAUAUUAGCGGAAAUCGACGUUUGAAUUUGAAUGAUUUGGCUGGUGAUUUUCGCAGUCUUAGCUGGGUGUUAUGUAGAGAAUGCGGACUGAGCAGACUCGAUGGGCGUUGGUUUAAACUAGCGAUUCGACUCGAGAAGCUAGAUUUGGCAAAUAACUUCAUUGAAAUAGUGCCGAAAGAUAACUUCAUAGAACAUCAUCGAUUGACCAAUAUGAAUCUUAACCACAAUCCGUUGCAGUUUCUAGAUUUUGCCAAUGAAAGGUUAGAAAUAUUGUCAUGUGUUGGUUGUAAUUUAACAAAGCUCACCAUAGAAUCCGUUCAAUAUUUACCCAGCUUGAAAAGUCUUGAUUUGCGUAAUAACAAAAUUGCAACGGUAAACCCACUGUCACUCUUUCACAAUAAAGAACUGAAGAAACUACUAUUGGAUAACAAUCUGCUCGUGGACUUCCCCGAGGAAGUCUUACGAACAACAAAGUCCCUGGAAACUCUUUGUUUGGAUAAUAACUACUUCCAACCGAAUCGCACAUUUACGGAUUUCAAGCUUCUCUAUAAGUCAAUGAAACUUCGGAACGACUGUGCAGCUGGACCUGAUCAUCGAUACCACUUCGAGCGGUUUACACCCGAUUUCUUAGAGCAAGGGAUCUCUUUGUAUUCGAGCGAUCUUCUCGAGUGUAGCGAGAACGUUAACAUAUCCUACCGAAACGUAGUUCUAAUUGAGCCGAUGGUAUAUGCAAAUUGUGCCCUGCUAAAAUCAUUGGAAAUGGACGGAAAUCCAAAAUUCUUGUUUUACCAGAAUCAUCCCUUCCUCCACAGCGAAUCACUGGAAGUGUAUUCUUGUAAACAUUGUGGAAUAACUGCCCUUUAUAGUGAUACAUUUACGGAGCUUCCUGAGUUGAAGUCACUGUUACUUCAGGAGAACCCCUUGAAGAGAUUAUAUUCAGUGGACAUAUUCGAAAGGAAUCCAAAACUGGAGAUUCUUAGGUUGGAUCAUAAUCAACUGCAAGAGAUGAGCGCACUGAUUCUACACAACCAGGAGUCAUUUAAAACAGUCAACGUCAGUCACAACUCGUACCUUUCGUUCAACUUGAGCCUGUAUUUCAUUGAUCAGCCAUCGGUCUCGGUCUUUCAUGGGGUGAGUUGUGCCAUCACGCAGAUAACCCGUUACAGUUUCAGCAUGAUGCCGAACCUAAUGGAAAUUUACCUCUCGGAAAAUCCUAUUGCCACGAUCGAUUCGGAAGCUUUUAGAAAUAACCAACAACUGCGAAUACUGUAUCUGGCGCGAACACAGCUGCGAGUCUUCCCGGUCGAUGCCGUGAACCAUCUUCAGCAACUGGCGGUGUUGUGUCUUUACGGGCUGGACCGGUAUGAGGUGGACAAUGCAGACAAUAAAGGAAAUAAUGCGGAACUAAGCGAGCUUUUCAGCAGCAGAAAGUUACACUGUAAGGCUGGCGAAUGGUUCAUCUCUAGAUUAGUCCCCACAUCUGGAGCGGGCAGUCAAGGGCUUCCGAGUGAAGUGAUAAGCCAUCGAUUAUCCGUCUUUCCCACCGUUGGAAGCCAAGAGCUCAUGAGUAUGUCAGCCAAUAGCGGUGAAACAACGGUCCGUAUGAUUUUGUUGGUAACAAAUGUCGUUCUCCUCUUCGCAUGGCUAUGAAGCUGUGGACCAAUUAUGGAGUAUCUAACUUCGCAAUCUGAUAUCUCGCACAGGACUAGCAGAAAAACUAACGCUCAGCUCCGUUAAGGGUUAUUCCGAAAUGGACACAAAAAAGUAAAACUUCUACGCAUUUCUUAAAAGAAAAAGUCAAAUAUUUAAUUCAAAUGAGUUGAUGAAGUUGAUGCCAUUUGACGCUGCAAAAAUAUUUCUCUUUAUUCAGGAAAGAAAUGGAUUUCGCCAUUUCGCACAUUUUAGAAUUAAAAACCAUGACACUUUUUUUAGAAAUUAAGAACAAACGAUAGACCGAAAAAAACAAUUCAAAGUUUAAUGAACAGCUUCUGGGAUGGAAGCCGGCAUACAGAAGAA